Molecule: messenger RNA, 1058 nt
Organism: Mercenaria mercenaria
Lineage: Eukaryota; Metazoa; Mollusca; Bivalvia; Venerida; Veneridae
Product: putative nuclease HARBI1
Exons: 1
Coding region: 1-1032 (343 amino acids)
Source: RefSeq, a predicted model, not a curated record
AUGUCUGUGUUUGAUUAUCUGGAUAUGUUUGAGGAACUUGAUAGAAAUUUAAGGAGAGAGCGCAUUGUACGAGAUAGAACUAAUCCGCUUACCUACUUUGAUGAUGAUGAAUUUCUUCAAAGAUACCACCUAAGCAAAGAAACUGUGCUAGAACUUACAAACAUGAUUGGUGGUGAUAUUCAUGGAUGGAAUGGUCAGUAUUACAUCCCGCCUCUACUCCAAAUUUUGAUUACAUUGAGGUUUUUUGGGACAGGUUCAUUCUUAAAUGUAAUUGGGGAUCUUGUAGGAGUUCACAAGAGCUCUGUAAGUAGGAUAGUAAAAUCGGUAUCAGGUGCUAUCGCCGCUUUGAGACGUAGAUUUAUUGUGUUUCCCACGGACAACGCAGCCACUCGAAUUCAAAGAGAUUUCAUGAAUGUUGGAAGAAUUCCCGGUGUUAUUGGCGCCAUAGACUGUACCCAUAUCCCAAUACUGUGUCCGGGUGGAGAUAAAGCAGAGCUUUUCCGCAACAGAAAGGGGUACUUUUCUAUAAAUGUCCAGGCUGUUUGCGACAGCGACUUUAAAUUCACUAACAUUGUAGCACGUUGGCCGGGUAGCACCCAUGACAGUCGAAUAUUCGACAAUAGUACAUUGUGUGCAAAAUUUGAGAAUGGUGACAUUCGCGGUACUUUGGUUGGCGACAAUGGAUAUCCAUUGAGGCAGUAUCUGUUAACUCCUGUUUUACAGCCACAGACCCGAGGAGAGCAAAGAUUUAAUAGACACUUGUCUAGUAUCCGGGUAAGAAUUGAAAAUCUUUUUGGAAUUUGGAAAAGACGCUUCCCAUGCACAAGGUACCAACUGCGUGUAAAAUUAAGUACUGCUCUGGUUGUUAUAGUAGCGUGUGCAGUGCUACACAAUUUGGCGAGAAUGAUGAUGGAGCCAAUACCCGACGACAACGACCAGCGGCCUUUCCCAGAGGAAGUUGAUGGGGAACACGUCCGACGGGAAGAGGGUGGCAGGGCUAUAAGAAAUAUGUUGAUCCGACAUUUCGAAUAAUCAAUGUAAGUAUAAUGAUCAUAGUC